This is a messenger RNA of Peronospora matthiolae, 966 nucleotides long. NCBI's taxonomy places the organism in Eukaryota, Oomycota, Peronosporomycetes, Peronosporales, Peronosporaceae. The record is from the annotation of a GenBank genome assembly.
AUGACAGAGCGGGACGCUCUACGUGAGAGGUAUCUCACUCCUCAGAUUACCACCAAGCAGGUGUAUCUAGCGCGCCUAAAUGAUCAAGCACGUAAUGCUUCUGUACCCGCCAUGAGAACAGUCCCGGUAGUCUUACUCCCAGGCGAGUCUGAACAGGACGAUGAUGACGAAUUCGUUCGUUGGGUCCAUCAUCGCCAAUAUGGCAACAUGAACACUAUUCGGGCAAGCGGUGACGAACAUCACGUUCGCCUCGAGCGAACAUUGCGCUUUGAUUUCGCAAAGCUAAAGGCCAGAGGCCAGCUACGCUCGGCGUAUCGAUACCGACAACCGCCUCGAACGCAGACCGCAAUGCACUCUAGUUCUCCGGCUGCAGCAGCGUCGGGUCACCACCAUAGCAUGACCGCAGCAGACCCAACUGCUUUUAUACCUACUGGUAGAAAUCGACUCAGGUCGCAGGAUGACCAUGCACGCAGUCUUCAAAAACGUCAGAGGUGUAUAGGCAGUAAUGACGGUGGAGGAUCCGGUACCUCGACGAGAUUUCAUGGUGAGGGAGCCCCCGCCACUUCACCACAGACUAAUCGUGCCAAUGUCGACGACGUCGCUUCUGAAGGUGUUCCACGUGGCAGUAGAAGCAUCCUCGCUCAGCGCGCAGGGCGAGUUGACGCCAAUAUAUUGGCGGAAGCCAAUGACGGGCUCCGUCAAAUAGUAGACAACCUGAUGCACGAGGUACAACAUCUCCGUGCUACCCUUGUGGAGUCUCGAACUACAACAUGUCUGCAUUCAACUGCCCUAGCACAGCUCCGUGACCAAGUGGACCGCUUUGGAUCUCCAGGCUUGAUUGAAAAUCGUCUUCGGGCUCUCGAUCAGGGCCAAUCCCGACUGGAAGGUCAGCUGGACGUGUUGCUGAGGGUGCAACAUCUAUCCGUGGGACAGUUACCGUCGCAUUGGUCGACUCCAGAGCCUUGA